Messenger RNA from Fukomys damarensis (Damara mole-rat), 3687 nucleotides. RefSeq names its product tetraspanin 33 (gene Tspan33). Lineage: Eukaryota; Metazoa; Chordata; Mammalia; Rodentia; Bathyergidae. The record is from RefSeq and is a predicted model, not a curated record. The transcript is spliced from 9 exons. Bases 25 to 876 code for a protein of 283 amino acids. Gene Ontology annotation, cellular component: membrane.
AGGCCCCCGGGGGCGGCGCGGACCAUGGCGCGGAGACCUGGGGCGCCCGCCGCCUACGGGGAGGAGUUCUCCUUCGUCAGCCCGCUGGUGAAAUACCUGCUGUUCUUCUUCAACAUGCUCUUCUGGGUGAUUUCCAUGGUGAUGGUGGCUGUAGGUGUCUAUGCCAGGCUGAUGAAGCACGCAGAAGCAGCCUUGGCUUGCCUGGCACUGGACCCUGCCAUCCUGCUCAUCGUGGUGGGCGUCCUCAUGUUCCUGCUCACCUUCUGCGGCUGCAUAGGAUCUCUGCGCGAGAACAUCUGCCUUCUACAGACUUUCUCCCUCUGCCUCACCAUCGUGUUCCUGCUACAGCUGGCUGCUGGGGUCCUGGGCUUCGUCUUCUCAGACAAGGCUCGGGGGAAAGUGAGUGAGAUCAUCAACAAUGCCAUUGUGCAUUACCGAGAUGACCUGGAUCUACAGAACCUCAUUGAUUUUGGCCAGAAGAAGUUCAGCUGCUGUGGAGGGAUUUCCUACAAGGACUGGUCCCAGAAUAUGUACUUCAACUGCUCAGACGAUAACCCCAGCCGUGAGCGAUGCUCUGUGCCUUACUCCUGUUGCUUGCCUACCCCAAACCAGGCAGUGAUCAACACUAUGUGUGGCCAAGGUAUGCAGGCUCUUAAAUACUCGGAAGCUAGUGACGUCAUCUAUACCAAUGGCUGUAUUGACAAGUUGGUCAACUGGAUACACAGCAACCUAUUCUUACUUGGUGGUGUGGCACUGGGGCUGGCCAUCCCCCAGCUGGUGGGAAUCCUCCUAUCCCAGAUCCUCGUGAAUCAGAUCAAAGAUCAGAUCAAGCUACAGUUCUACAACCAGCAACACCGGGCUGACCCAUGGUACUGAGAAUCCGUCCUGCAUCUUCUCACCACGGCGAAAGUGACACAGACCCAGAAGUGAGUGCCCUCCGCUUGGGGUUGGGGUAAAAGGCCCUCCUGAUCCAGCAGCUUUGAGGAGCUCAUCUGGAAAGAUAAUCCCUUUGGAGGUCAUGGAGGAAAAGAAGACCAGGAAUAGUGGUCCCCGGAACCAGGACUCAAAUCAUCUGCAUUUCCUAAGUGCCAAAUUACACUUUUAUCGGGGUGUCUGUAUGUUUUCUGGACCCGGACUUUGGAAUUUCUGCACAUUCCCCAGGCUUUAAAACUUAUGGAGCAAAUGCUCAGACCUUACACUGCACUUCAGUAUUUCUACCUGUUUUCCAGUUUGCAGUUCCACUGGGUUCCUAGUCUCUAGCAUUUUUCUCUUUGGGGAAAAAAUAUUAACAAUUUUUAAAAGCUUUCUCGUCGUUAUUUGAUGUUUCAAAUGAAGUUGCUCCCUGAAUUUUUGUGUUUAUAGUAACCCCAGUCUCAAAUAGGCAAGCUUAACUUCAGUACUUAGAACAGCUGAUUAAUCUAGGCCCCGAAGUGGGUGAAUAGUGGACAACAGAAAUCAAUCAGGGGAACAGGAAGGGAAGGGACAGAUGUGGAAGGCAAAGCUUGAAGACAGUGGAAGCCCUAAAGGGUGCCAGUAAGAAAGCUACUAUUAAUUCCAGUGGGCCUCAGACCUGACAAUGAAACAGGUUCUGUGUCCAAGAGAGCAAAUUUUGCAGAAAUUCUGAUUCCCUCUGUUUUGUUUUGUUUGAGACAGGGUCUCACCACGUUGCCCAUGCUAGCCUCGGCCUCCUAAGCAGGAUUACAGUCUGUAUUGGUUGUCCAUUGCUGCUAACACAAAUUAACGCCUUAAAACACAAAUUUUAUCUUCCUUAUCUGGAAGUCAGAAGUCCAAAAUAGGUCUCACUGAGCUGAAAUAAAAAGGUAUAAGUAGGACAGUGUUCUGUCUGGGGCUCCAGGGGAGAAUUGUUUUUCUAGUUUCCAGAGCCCUUUGCAUUCCUUGGCAUGGACCUGCUCUCCAUCUUCAGAACACAGCCUCUAGUUUCUGGUCACAUUUCCUUUUCCUCUGACCUUCCCACUUCCAGUACCUACUUAUAGCAGUUACAGAUUAUGUUGGGUCCACCAGGAUUAUUCAGCAUAAUUUACCUGUUUUAAGAUCCUUAAUUUAACCAAAUCUACACAAUCCCUUUUACCAUGUAAGGUAAGACAUACAUAGGUCAGGCCAGGGAUUUAGCUUAGUGGUGCUGCCACUUGUCUCACAAGAGCAAGGUCCCGAGUUCUAUCCCUGGUACAAAAAAAAAAAGAUAUACAUAGGUGCUGGACAUUAGGACAUGAGCAUUUUUUGUUUGAUCAUUUAGCUUAUCACAACUCCCUUUCCAGUCUCUUGCCUGACUUGAGGUGAGGGGUCUUGGAAAUCAGGUGAGGGCCCUUGGAAGUGAGUGAGCUAUGUGUUCCUUGGCCAUCUCUAAUCAUUACCUGACAUGGGCUGAUUGCUUACUGUGUGCCAAGCGCAUGUUUAUUGUGCAGGCUUUGUUAUUUUCUGACUCAUCUUCAUCCUGAAGAUCAGAUGUGUUUCAAAAAAAAAAAAAAGGGGGGGCCAGGGACCAGUUUCAUGAAGAGAAACAGCACAGCUUCUUCCAGCAAAAGAGUUCUCCUGGCCUGAUACUCAAAAGAUCAGGAACACCCAUUCCCUCUAAAAUAAGUUUAUGAUAAACUGGGCAUAGGGAACAUGCCUAUAACCCAGCACUUUAGGAGGCUGAGGCAGGAGUUUGAGCCCAGCCUGUUACUUAGCAAAACCCUAUCUCAAAAUUUUAAAGAGGACUGGAGUUACAAUGAAAGCCCCAGUACACACCAAAAAAAGUCUUUGGUGAUUAGAUAUUAAAAAGUGCCAUUGAUAAAGCACUUAGAGGAGGAAUAAAGUAAGGGUUAACCACAUUCUAAAACUAAGGUUGGGGCCAGGGAUUUGGCUGAAUGAUUCUGCUACCUGCCUCGCAAGCACAAGGGCCCGAGUUCAAUCCCCGGUCCCAAAAUCAAUCAAUCAAUCAAACUCAGGUUGAAAAUUAUGCUUCUAGAAUCUUCUCACUCCAUACCAGAAACCUGGUGAGUCAACCAGUUGAAUAGAGAAGAUCACAGAUUCCAGAAGUAUUUCCAAACAUCACUGCUCACUUUCUAAUAAACAAAAAACAAAACAGUAAUAAAAGGGGAGGGUAAUCACUAGUAAAAGUAAUAAAAGGUGUUAGAUAAAUGGAGUACUCACAGUAUGAAAAUAAGUAACAGAUUUGUAUUUCACAUCAUAUACUUCAGUGCAUUGCAGAAAAGUAAAACAAACAUAAAAAACAACAUCAGAAACCAGGCAUGGAGGCACAUACCUGAAAUCUCAGCACUCUUAGAGCCUGGGAAAUUUAGCAAGAUCUUAUCUCAAAAUAAAAAUAGUUGAGGCUGUAGUGCAGCAACUCACAAUGAUUCUUUUUCCUUUGGAAACUAGGCCCCUUCCACCCCUAAGCACAGUGGUGAAUUGUGAAGAGCCACAUGCGGGGAUUUAGCUCUGGUGUUGCUGCCUGCCUCGAAAGCCCAAGGACUCAAGUUUGAUCCCUGGUACAAAAAAAAAAAGUUCAAGAACCACAUGUGUACUGUAAGACCUGGUGCCCUAGACAUAGCUGACUGGGUCAAGCUUGGGCACUGCUAUUACAAAAUGCCCCAAACGAGGUGGCUUAAAAUGACAGAAACAGGGGCCGGGGAUAUAGUUCAGCAGCACUGUGCCUGUCUUGCAAGUGCAAGGUCCUGAGUUUGA